GCAACAGCAGCAACAGAAAAUAAAGAAGCUGCCUCUUCGCCGUUUCACCGUUUUCUCUCGUGCACACCUUUUCCUUUCGUUGCUUUCUUCGUGACCGUACCACCACCACCACCUCCAAAAAGGAAGGAAGGAAAGAAGAACGUCGCGGUGCACAACGUAUGGUAAAGGGUACGUCUCACCGCCACGCACCGUUAGAGCACAGGAAACACAAAGGAAACUGAAGCCACCGGCGAAAAAGAACAGAGGAGGAUUGUUUGUUGUGUUGAGCUCACGCGUGACACUCAAAGCAAUACGUGCCCGCCGCACCUGCUCUGGAAUAUCCGCAGUUUUCUAUUGUUCUUUCUCUCGUGAGGUUUAGUCAUUCACUGCACACCGGAUUUCUUUCUUUUCUCUCCGUCUUCGUCGUAUCAGAUGACGGCUAUGGCAGACGACGAGGUGCUCCCGAUGCGGGCCGCGUUACGGGCAAAGGACGUCGUCGCGGCAGGGCAGGUGGAGAACGUGCUGCAGUUGCCGUCUCCGGUGUACACGGCGGAGUUCACCGACGCGCAUCACGUUCUUAUCGGCGCCGGCGGCGGGGGCAAAAAGUUUGGCAUGGCGAACGUUGCGUUGCUGCUGCGUGUUGCGUCACUGCGUGGUGCAUCAUCGUCGUCGUCGUCACCAUCGACCUCCUCCGCUGCUUCCAUCGUGAAAAGCGGCGUAGAGACGGCUGCGGCAGCCUCGCCCUCCUCAGCGGCGCCAUCCGAGCCACCCGUGUGGGGAUUUGCGGCUGCGAUUGACUUGGGCGAGGACAUCCCCUGGUGUACCUCCGCGUUCUUGCCCUUUAACAUAAACGGAACACCUCCAGGAGGCUCUGUCAGCGACCCCGCUGCUCUCCGCUGGUCGGACCAGCAGCGGGUGGUGCUGCAGGGACUCGUAGGCUUUAUCGCACUCAGCAGCAUCACCGCCUUUACGCUCAUUGGUGUGUACCGCGGAACAGAGCCGACAUCAAGUUCCGCGAUGUCGUCGUCGGAGGAGGAGGAAGCGGGGGCGGAUGCCUCUGCACCAGCGCCUCCGACUCACCAGGCGAAGGACAAGAGCGAUUGUGCGGAGCCGCAACGGCGUUAUCUUCGCCAGCUGGCGCGCAUCACCGUGCCCCACGACGCAAAGGACCCCGAUAAGAAGCCGAUCGCGCUCUCGCAGAACGUGCUUCUCGUCGCACACGACGCCAACGGCGUGCUCGGUUACGCCCUCACCGAUUUGGUGCCGCAUAGCUUCGAGGACAACCACAGCGAGGCGUAUGAACGCACGUACGCGUCCCAGGUGAAGGCUAGCGGUGGAGCCCUGCAGCGCCGCGUGCCGCAUACCGUGACGACGGCAGCGCCUGUGGUGGAGUGGCCGCUGCCAGCACGCGUCAACGACUUGUCGGUGAACCGGGUAUGCAUCGUGCAAGCCGCGCGCUCAGAUGAGACCGGUCCGUCCGCGGUGCGGCCCUGCAAAGCGCACUUGCAGGAGCAUCUCAUCUUGGCUGCCGUGCUGCAGGACAAGACCGUUGUGCUGAGUACGCUGCGCCUACGACAGAAAUACGUGCGCACGACGAGAGACGCAGUGGCGCCUGUGUCAGUGGUGACGGCCCUUACGCUAACGGGGGCGGAGCUGCCUCUUCCGUUUAAGCUUCUCACCUCCUCCCUACGCCUCGUGCGCCUCUACGGAUGGAACAACAUCGCAGCGGGGCAGCAGGCGGAGAUGCGCCGGCAGCUCACGUGGCAGUCGCUGCAAGAGCACGGCGCCCCCACGCACGGCCCCCUGUGCAGCUUGCUGCUCGUCGCUUUCAACACCCACACCAGCGAGUCUUUCCUCCUCCACGGAGCCGUGGACGUCACCCCGCUGCCCUCCGCCUCCCACGAAAACCGCAGCGCACUUACGCUGCAGCUCCGCUGGGUGCAACCGCAGCCCACACCGGUACUGGGCGAUGCCAUCACCUCCUUGUCCACGUGCGCCGACCGGGUGCCGGCGGACGACGAGGCACGCAUCCAACGCAGUCCGGUCGGAGCGGCGGUGCCGACGCACUUCAUCGUUGGCACCGUCGAAGGUUGGGUGGCGUCGGUCCGCUGGAUCGCCGCCGAGGGCCGUUGGCGCAGUGACCACGUCCGUCCCUCCCCCCUCAAGUCUGUCGCGAAGCGGUUCCCUGCACUUCACAAAGAGCCGGUGUCGUGUGUGGCGGUGUCGGCGGAGAACGACGUCGUGAGCGCGGACAUCGCACAGAACGUUGCCUUGACGACCCUCCCGUACGCCCUUCGCCCUUCACCCACUCCCGCCUCUUCAUCUCAAAAAGGCUCCGCUCCGGGCUCGGCGCGUGGCACACGCAGUCGCGGGGCGGACUCUGACGACGCGCUGUACGUUGUGCAGCCGCGCCUGGCGACGUCCGCGACGCUGUUUCCGCCGUCGACGCCCGUGACGGGUCUGUUGAGCUGGGUGAUGCGCAACACCGCAGGUGAGUUGAUGCCGGCGCGCGCGCUCAUCUUCCUCACGGUGCCGGUACUGCUGCUACUGGUAGCACUCAUCAUCAUGAUGCGUUAA
Messenger RNA from Leptomonas pyrrhocoris, 2556 nucleotides. RefSeq lists its product as hypothetical. The coding region runs from base 412 to 2556 and encodes 714 amino acids. Lineage: Eukaryota; Euglenozoa; Kinetoplastea; Trypanosomatida; Trypanosomatidae. The record is from RefSeq and is a predicted model, not a curated record. The transcript has a single exon.